This is a messenger RNA of Aspergillus uvarum CBS 121591, 749 nucleotides long. RefSeq lists its product as uncharacterized. Lineage: Eukaryota; Fungi; Ascomycota; Eurotiomycetes; Eurotiales; Aspergillaceae. The transcript has 2 exons. Bases 213 to 533 code for a protein of 106 amino acids. The record is from RefSeq and is a predicted model, not a curated record.
AGAAGAGUGAGAUGUGAUGGGUGCGAUCAAGUGUCAGUGUAACUGGCAUGCCACAACAACGAAUGGCCUGGAUUGAAAUGGACUUUCUUACGUCACGCGGGCUGUACCCAGCCGCCUUCCACCUUGUUGACCCCGUCGCGACACAAGACCGGUCAAUGAAGCGCAGCUGAUAAGGAUCGCAUUCUACAAGUUGAUAACUUACCCUCGUCACCAUGCAAGUAGCGGAAAUCCUCUCCGAUCUCACGUCACUGCGCGUCUGUGAUUACAAUGAUGCUCUGGCACUCGUGACCAUUCAAGAGAGAUUGGAUUCCCGCCCUGAAGAGACACAAUCACAGCCCAGCAACAGGGAAGAAACACCUGCUAUACAGACGGAACAGGACCAGCUCCGUCAAGCAAAGGAGUUAGUGGAGCUGCAUCACGAUGUCAAGGCCAGGCAUGCUUUGGGGACCGUGGAUGAAGAGCUAGCUAAGCUGAGGGAAGAUGUUCAACGGGUCUUGCUGGAGCUAAAGCCCCGUGCAGCGAUACCAGAAUGAAAGUAUAUAUCAAAUCAUCAACGUCUAAAUGGGGGGUUGUACUGCGAAAGGGCUGUCAAGCUUUGUGUUCCAUUCUAUCCUAUUCAUUUAAUACACAUUCAGUGCAUAUAGGAAUGGCAUUGCCUUGGCCCACCACAGAGUUUCCACGCGUGCAAGGAAUAGGAUCCCUCAUCAGGGCAGCGGAAUUGGUGGUGGGUCUUUGCGCGAGAGUUAUCC